Colletotrichum navitas is the source of this 1263-nucleotide messenger RNA. RefSeq names its product oxidoreductase NAD-binding domain-containing protein. The record is from RefSeq and is a predicted model, not a curated record. Gene Ontology annotation, molecular function: cytochrome-b5 reductase activity, acting on NAD(P)H. Bases 112 to 1002 code for a protein of 296 amino acids. Lineage: Eukaryota; Fungi; Ascomycota; Sordariomycetes; Glomerellales; Glomerellaceae. The transcript is spliced from 4 exons.
CGGCUGCCAAUCGUCAACCCAAAACCCCCACACCCAGAUUUAGUGCACUGCCGUAAGACCGACUUGGUUUCAUACAACUAACCGUUCGGUCACCGCACCAUUCCGUUAAACAUGGCAUCACUAGCAGCAAUCCGCCGCUUCCGACCGGCGAACGUCGUAGCAGCCGUCGCGGCCGGCGGCAUUGGCUUGGGUGUCAUGUCAAAGCUUCUCGUGGGAAAUGCGUCCGCAGAAUCGGGUGCGCCGCCAAAGGUCUUUGGCGCGGGCCCAGCAUUCGUAUCAUUGCCCUUGGAGAGCUCGGAGAAGGUCAACCACAACACGAAACGUCUGCGAUUCAAGCUACCUCAAAGGGAUGCCGUUAGCGGGCUCUCGUUAACAUCGGCUGUCCUCACAAUGUCAUGGCCCGAGGGUCGAUGGUUUCCCGUCGCAAGACCUUACACGCCCAUUCAGCCCCUAGAUGAUACCGGCUACCUGGAACUCAUGGUGAAAAAGUACCCUGAUGGUAAACAGAGCACACAUCUCCACUCCCUGACACCAGGCGAAACGCUUCUCUUCGCUCUAGCGAUCAAGGGCCACCAGUGGAAGCCCAACAGCUACUCUCACGUUACCAUGAUUGCAGGCGGCGCGGGCAUCACGCCGAUCUACCAGCUGGCCCAAGGCAUCCUUCGCAACCCGCAGGACAAGACGACCGUGACGCUCAUCUUCGGCGUUAACUCAGACCAGGACGUGUUGCUCAAGGAGGAGUUUGAGCAGUUUGAGAAGGAAUUUCCAGGGAGGUUCAAAGCUAUUUAUACCGUCAGCAAUCCUAUGCCAAACUCGCCCUUCAGAAAGGGCUAUGUGACGAAAGAGCUGCUGCAGGAAGUUGGCGCAGUGCCGAAGGGCAUCGAGACCAAGGUGUUUGUGUGUGGCCCGCCGGCAAUGGAGGCGGCGCUGGUUGGAAAAAGAAGCGCGCCGGGUGUGCUGCAACAAGUUGGGUACCGAAAAGAUCAAAUCUAUAAGUUUUGAAGGAAAGACCUGUAUCAUCACAUGAAGUGGAUCGAUAUCACUGGGCCAAGCACGUGAAUGGUACAUAGAGUCUGAGAUCGUCUGUCUCGUCAUCAAGCAUUUAACCCGCCUUGCUAGCUCAAUCGGUAGAGCGUGAGACUCUUAAUCUCAAGGUUGCGGGUUCGACCCCCGCGUGAGGCUCAAAUCCUCACCGCGAUUGGCAUAGCCACUCUGACGGGUUAAUCUUUUUGAUCUUGUCAUAGAGACUUGCGGCUUCCCUUC